Messenger RNA from Microthlaspi erraticum, 435 nucleotides. NCBI's taxonomy places the organism in Eukaryota, Viridiplantae, Streptophyta, Magnoliopsida, Brassicales, Brassicaceae. The record is from the annotation of a GenBank genome assembly.
AUGAGCAUCAAGGCGUCGAUGAAAGGCAACUUCAGCUCAAGCUGUCUCAUUAGUUCAUCAAACUUGGCCUUGUGUGCUUCCAACAGUUGUUUCUUGAACCUUCCUGGAAAGGGCAGAGGGGGUUUGUAUGGUGGUGGUCCUGCUGGAGUGUCUUUCUUCUUUGCAACAGGUUUAGCUGGUUGGCUGGAGCUUGCUUUGUCUGUUCUCUUCUCAGCUCGAUCGAGCUCUGGUUUGUCUUCUGAGUCUCGGUUUCUCCAGCUCGAUCGAGUUCUGGUUCAGGGUUUUGUUCCAGCUCGAUCGAGUUGGUGCCGGGAUGUCAUACUCGACCAAAUCCUCCCCUUCCUCGUCAUCGAUGUCCACAGCGAUUUGGGGUGGGCUACUCUGCUUGGAAAUUGUCGCCCACUUCUCAGUGUAACUGCUUGGGCAUACUCUUGA